Molecule: messenger RNA, 1452 nt
Organism: Paralichthys olivaceus (Japanese flounder)
Lineage: Eukaryota; Metazoa; Chordata; Actinopteri; Pleuronectiformes; Paralichthyidae
Source: RefSeq, a predicted model, not a curated record
CACAUUUCUAAAGACUUUCAUUAUCAUGUGACUCACAGGUACGUCGUCCUGACGGCCAAACAUCAUGAGGGAUUCACUAACUGGGCGUCUCCUUAUUCCUGGAACUGGAACUCCGUGGACACUGGUCCUCACAGAGACCUCGUGGGCGACCUGGGAGACGCAGUGCGCAACAAGUCAUUGCACUAUGGACUCUACAACUCUCUUUAUGAGUGGUUCAACCCUCUCUACCUGGCUGACAAGAAGAAUGGAUUUAAAACACAGUAUUUUGUGACACAUAAACUUCUUCCAGAGCUUUAUAACAUGGUCGUAAGGUACAAACCUGAGCUGAUCUGGUCUGAUGGGGACUGGGAAGCACCUGACACCUACUGGAACUCCACCGAGUUCCUUGCCUGGCUCUAUAAUGACAGCCCAGUCAAAGACACAAUCGUGACCAAUGACAGGUGGGGAGCUGGCUGCGCCUGUAAACAUGGCGGCUACUUUAACUGUAAGGACAAGUACACUCCAGUUCAGUUGCCCGACCACAAGUGGGAGAAGUGCAUGUCUGUGGACAGGUUAUCGUGGGGUUACAGGCGGAACAUGAAGCUGAUUGAACUGAUGGACUUACCCUCCAUCAUAGAGGAUAUGGUUCGUACCGUGGCUCUGGGAGGGAACUACCUCCUGAAUGUGGGCCCCACACCUGACGGGAUGAUCCCUGUUUUGUUCGAGGAGAGGCUCAGGGGUGUAGGGGGCUGGCUGGAUGUCAACGGCGAGGCCAUCUACGCCUCUAAACCCUGGAGGCUUCAAAAAGGGAACAGCACCAUGCCAAUCUGGUAUACAUCUAAGGGGACCACCGUCUAUGCCAUCAUGGUAACCAAACCGUCUGAGUCCAUUGUCAAACUGUUGGAACCCAAAACAUCAGCUAACACCAAGGUCACCAUGUUGGGGAAUCCAAAGUCUUUACCCUGGUCUCCAAUCAGUCCCAGCUCUGGCCUUAUUGUCCUGCUGCCCCAGCUGCCCUACAGCCCUGGUGAGGCAUGGACCCUGAAACUGGAAGGUGUCCAGUGAUCCUUAAACACCUGGAGAGUUCAACCUCUGCUAUCUGACCGGGGGUUCCACUUCAUAAACUCAGGUUAACAUUAUGUAGGGUAAAGGGGAAACUUAUACACUCGGGUUGAAAAGACAACACUUGUGUAUUAGAUUUAAAUUUUUUCCAAAAAUGAAAUAACGGGACGUUUGUCUUUGUUGAAUCCUCUGUGACGUGUAAUGUGCCACUGACUUUUAUAUGUGCUCUUUUUUUUAAUGAUUCUAAAUGAAGAGGGCAAUCUGUUCAGUUUAAUUGAAUUUUACCUACAAUGCACUUUUUAUAUUUUUACUGUUAACUUGGAUGAAACAUUUCUGGAUUGUGUGAUUACUGAUUGUGGCCAGAAAUAUGUAAAAUGUUUAAGAUGAAUUAAAGUACUUUUAUUCACUGUC